This is a messenger RNA of Knipowitschia caucasica, 669 nucleotides long. The record is from the annotation of a GenBank genome assembly. Lineage: Eukaryota; Metazoa; Chordata; Actinopteri; Gobiiformes; Gobiidae.
AUGAGAGGCUCAGUGGUUUUGCAGAUUGGUGCUUUGAUUCUUGUUUUACUCAUUACAUGGGCAAUCACCAAUGACUCUUUCGAUGUGCACAAAACUGCAAGGGACUUCAUUGGUCGAGUGGAAAAUGUUAAAACCACUCCAGCCCCAAAGAUGAAGUGUGAUUUAGAACAAGACUGCCCAGAGGGGACCUUUGCUUUGCGGAUCAAAAGCGGUGCAGCUAAUGUCGUCGGCCCCAAGAUCUGUUUCGACGGUCAAAUAGUCAUGAGUGCUAUCAACAAUAAUGUGGGAGCAGGAAUAAACAUUGUUGUGGUUAACGGAGAAACGGGAAUCGUGGAUAAACAUGGAUUCCUUAACACAAUAGGCGGCCAUUCGGAUGCCAUUUUGUCGUACCUCAAAGAGAUUGAACCAGGGAGGAUUGUUUUGCUCGCCUCGUUUAAUGACUUGACACCAAAGAUGACAGACGAAAUAAGGGACGUUUUAGAAAGCAUGGGGAGCACUUUGAUCAAGAGCCUGAAAAGCAAAGACAACUGGGUGUUCGCCGGGAGAACAGGAGCAGCUGAAAAAAGCCCAUUUGAAAAGAUAUCUGUGAAUGACCCCAAGACAAACAAGUAUGAGAAGUGGCCCGAGGUGGUGGAGAUAAGCGGGUGCAUUCCAAAGACCAGCUCCUAG